Molecule: messenger RNA, 2106 nt
Organism: Nematostella vectensis (starlet sea anemone)
Lineage: Eukaryota; Metazoa; Cnidaria; Anthozoa; Actiniaria; Edwardsiidae
Exons: 4
Coding region: 360-1085 (241 amino acids)
Source: RefSeq, a predicted model, not a curated record
GCUCACAAAAGGAGCGUAGACAAUGCAGCACUCUUGGGUCUGUGAAGUGCUCAAUGCACAAGGAACACGUGACUUCAUCCUCCAUGCGUCUGCUCACAAAAGGAGCGUAGACAAUGCAGCACUCUUGGGUCGGUGAAGUGCUCAAUGCACAAAAAACACAUGACUUCUUCCUCCAUGCGUCUGCUUACAAAAGGAGUGUAGACAAUGUAGCACUCUUGGGUCGGUGAAGUGCUCAAUGCACAAAAAACACAUGACAUUACCAAAAAUCAGGGACAUUUUGUUCAGGCGGUAUUUUUUGACAGCGGUCUCAUUUAGGCAUUACUGCGCAUGCGUCGGAAUAUCAGCUCACCCAAAACAAAAUGGCGGAGGGAAGACAGAGAUCAAGAAGAAUUGAUUAUAAAGCACUGAAUAAUGUUUCAUCUGCCGAUUUUAAUUUCGAUUUUCAAAGAAAACGAAAGUAUAAAAGUGGAUCAAAGGUAUAUGAUGUGGAAAGGAUAAUAAGUCAGCGAAUUACCUCCAGAAACGGGGAUAAAGAGUACCUAGUGAAGUGGAAAAAUUGGCCGAUUUGGACUAGUACUUGGGAGCCAGCGAAUCAUUUAACAGAAGCUUUGAUUAGAUCUUACCUAUUCCCUGUAAUAACACCUGAAAGACUAGAAAAUGCAUCAGCUUUGUUUUUGGAGGGGAUUACAAGCAUCUUGAAAUCCAAGGCAGUAAAAGCUGUACAUAGCACCGAAAUCCGUAUUGAUCAUGACAUAGUAAGAUACAUAUUUAAGGGCUGUGGUAAAUUAGCUGCUGACAAGAAGUCUAUGUUUUAUGAGAAAUCUGAUUUCAAAAGAUUUGGCCUUCCAGUGUAUUGGUAUUACUGCCUGGAUGAACAUGGACAAGGAAUUACAGUGGAUUUCCCCAUCAAAAUCAAAACUGUCCUUUCAUACACAAAAGCUUACUACAUAGUGUCAUGUGGGAAAUUAGAAAAGAGCCCAACAUCUCCUGUAGAAAAAAUAGUUAUAACUUUAAAUAGGAAAGCUUGUGAUCAGCACAAUUUGUUUGUUUAUUCAUCCAGAGUGUUACUCGUAGUUGCAGUAUAAUUUGAUUCUGUGUUCCUUCUUCUUUUCCUUGAGUCUAAAAUUUUGCUAUUCCACCAUUCCUCAUUUCGCUUCACAUAUUUUCUCUUCUCUCUUUCGUGGUGCUCUAGAGAUUUUUGCCUAGACUCCAAAAGCAGAAUGUCCUUAGCUGCAUCCCAUUUAUUGGACUUUUGGUAGUAUAUGCGCUUAGCAUCAUCGUUGUUUUUUUCCACACCUUGCCCUGAAAACUGUAUGAUUGGCCCAUGACUUAAGAUAAACUGGGGUAUGUGGUAUGGAACUGCAUGCAUGUAUGGGGUCACCCUGGCAUUACCAUAACCAACACGUUUCGCACCAAGCUUGGAAAAUAAUUCUAUCCAUGCUUUGGCCUUUUGGUGAAUAGAAUCUGGUGUAGUUUCAUCAGCAUUUGCACAGCAUAUCAGCAGGUAUAAUGAAUGGAAGUCUUCCCAAAGCUUUAUGACCUCAGACUUGGUUUCAUCAAAGAGUAUAUUCAUGGAUUUCAGCUUUUCAGGAAGAAAUUUCAUCAGCUUUUUUUUGUCAGAGCCAACUAAACUUGUCCAGUCUUUCUGCUUACUUGAUUUUCCAUCUGCAUUCAGUUUUUCCCACACAUUAAAUGUUAUGCCAAUGUCAUUAAUUGCUUUAAUUAGCUUAUCAAGGCCUAUGCCUUUACAUUCUCCUCUUGGUUUGUGCAUAUCUUCUUUGCUGUCUUUUUCCAUUACUUCAAUAAUCAAAUUUUCUGUCAGCCUGUCUGUUAUCCUUAACAUCAUAUGCAGUUCAUCCAGAAUGACAUGAUCUAGUUCAAUCUCAAAUAAAGGUGGGUUGAUACAACAAUAAUUCUCUUUCUUUUUUGUACACCACUCCUUAAGUGAUUUGAUUGUUCUUUUCAUUGUGUCUGAGUUGUAGUAUGUUGAUUCAUGUUUCAUAUUCCACCUCUGAGACUUGUGAACUAUACACCACAAACAAGCAUAAUCAGAAGUGGCACCACUGAGACCCAUUGAAAGCAGCAAAAAUUUCAAAUCACCCCCAA